CAGCGCGGUUUGCUGGUUAACUAGUAUUUGUUACAACUUAAUUUGUGGGUAUAAAGAACACGAUAUGUCAAGUACAACCAUCCCAUUGAAGAAGAAGCGAAGACUGGGGAGUAAACCGGAGGUAGAACCGUCGCAAAUUUCGCCACCAAAAGACACAAAGAAGCUAAAACGUGCACAGGAUUCUACUUCACAUUCACAGGAGUCCACUGGUGCGUACAGUGAGGAGCUGGAAGUGCUGAAGCGCGAUGGACAGCAGGAUUUGGAACUCCACCGCAGCGAGUGCGCCAACUUACGACAGAUCAUGCAAGACAUCCAGUCUGCCAAGAUGAGUGACGCUGACGAUAAGGAUGAGUAUGUUGCCAACAAGCGCAUGCAGGCCUCGCUCCAUUUUGUCACCCUGAAGAAACUGAACCGCUUGUCUCACUUUCGCUGCAAGGCGGCACGGGAGACCACCAUGGCGGGCAAGCAGCGGGUCGACAGCUUGCACCUACAGCUGCAGAACCUGCUGUACGAGGUCAUGCACCUGCAGAAGGAGAUCAAGAAAUGCCGAGAAUUCAAGUCCAAGGACGAAGACAUUGAAUUGGUUGACGUCGACACUUUCUAUCGUGAAGCUCCUUCGGAGAUCGCCACUCCUCACAGCACCAAGAAGGACCCUCACAAACAGCGACUGGCUAGACUGGACUGGGAACUAGAGCAGAGAAAAAGGUUGGCUGAGAAGCUGAAAGAUUGCCAGAGCAACACGGAUAUCCUAGCCAGAGAGAUCAACACCAAGGAGGAAUAUCUGGAUAGUCUACAGCCUCAACUAGCAACCAUCCUACAGGCUACCAUACCGGUCCAGGAAUACCUCUCCAUGCCGAUACACGAGAUCCGUGCCCAACACCAGACAGCCAAACUGCUCCCGAGGCCGCUGUACAUCUUGUACGUCCAGGCCAGCGCUUACCAGGAGGCUAGAGAUUCUUCCAUGUCGCUGAAGAUUGAGGGUGAUAAGGAUGCGGUGAUAUCUGCCGGCUCUGCAUCGCCGGUCAUUGAGGAAGAAAGCGACUCUGAUAAUGAGGAGAGCCUCACCCAAUCAAAGCGGAGACGGAAGACCGUUGGGAAUAAACUGGAAGAGAAGAGACAGAAGCUACUGGCCAAGCACCCACUGCAAGUCAUCAUGACACUGAAGUUUAGAGAUGGCUCCGUUCUGACGUUGACAUUCUCCUACCUAACAUCGCUCCACAUUGUCUCGGUUGGCGUCGACCUAAAGUUAUCCUCAGCAGCAAAGACGACGACAGUCACAAGUGAUCUUCUUUCCCCCGACCGCCUGCUAAGCUGUCUCCACCCAGGGGAUACCGGACUUGUCUCACCCAAUGCAUCAAACGCUUACCAGUUCAGCAAAUUAGGCAUGGAUUCUAUGAGUUCCUACAUCGGCAAGACCGGCCACCCAUAUCGCUGGGCCCAGUGGCUGGCCGGUCUAGACUUCCUACCAGAGGACAGCGAAGCAACAAAAGCAACAACAGCUAUCAGCACUAGUCACAUGGAAUCAACUCUCAAAGCCUUACGAUCCCGCACCCGGGCACGUCUGGCCUUGACAAAACAACUGACUUCCUUGGAGCGUAACACGGUGCCCGUACCAGCCCAGUCUGUGGGUCUUUUCCCGGCCAAGAUAGCGGCCAGACUAACCUCAUGGGCGACAAUCACCAAGGAAGAUUUCCAAGCUUUGCUGUUCAUGCAGAGAUCACCAGCUUUAGAACUCGCAGAGGACUACCAGCAUUUCUAUCUGGCAACAUGUUCAAGAGGAUCUGCUAUUCUCAAAGCAGCCGUUCUGCUGAGCGUAGAUUACCCACGAUGCCCUCCUCACAUUGUCAUCGGUGUCACGCUGACGGGAGAGCACAAUCACAGCAAUGACAAUGACAUCAGGGAUCUGGAAUCGGAGCUGAACCUCCAUUAUGACGAGCUGGUCACAGAGAAGUCACAUGACUACCUGCUGUCCAAUCAGCUGCAGCGACUGCUCAUGUGCUUCGACGUGUACGUGGAGACCAGAGGGGAGGGGGAGGGAGCAGAGGGACCCACCGAAUUCGCCCGGGAAAAGAUGUUCAUACGACUGACUAGGGGUAGGGGCCGCUCUAAACCCUACAAGUAUAACGCUCAGUAUCGGUACUUCACUCAGCGCUAGAAAUCCACAGCUUUAAUACUGGUACCACUCCUGACCAUAUUGCGCCAAUAGAGGGCGCCCCAGCCAUUCCUUUCUGGCAUACAACGAUUCCUCGGAUCCGCUGAUUAACUCGGAUCCGUUGAUUUCCUCGGAUCCGCUGAUUUACUCGGAUCCGCUGAUUUACUCGGAUCCGCUGAUUUACUCGGAUCCGCCGAUUUACUCGGAUCCGCCGAUUUACUCUGAUCCGUUUUCUCGUUUGCAUUUUUAAUGAAUGCCAUUUCAAAUUGAAAAACAAAUUGUGUGGUUUGAAGUUUCCUUGUUUUUUUCUCUAAAUUCAAGUUGCAUGCCUGUCUUUUGUCCCUUCACUGUGUAUGACCUCAAGUACUGGUUUUAUAUGGUUUAUUUCAUACAUUUGUCAUCCAAUUUUUCUUUGUGUCUCUGUUAAAUCUGUUGUAACAUUUUGUAAAUUCAGCAGCCGUUUUCACGAAACAGUGCAUUACUUUAAUACGCCAUGCGUAGGACUUAUGCAACAAAUUUGUUUUGCGGCAGCGCAAUAAACUUACUAUUGGUAUUCAUAUUCAUGAACCUUGGCAUAGCUACGUAAUGUUUAAAUCAUAUAAAUAUCUUGGCCGAGGAUACAACAGCUUUUAUAGCAGCCGUUUGAGUAUGAAUUUGUUCGUUCAUGAAACAGUUGUUGACUCACCACUGACCACAAUUUUGGAAAUAGUUUUGUCAGACUUUCUUCGGAAAAAUGGUUGCUCAAAAAGUUCUGUCACAAGUAAAAUAGCAAUUCGUUUUAUCCAAACACAAAGCUGUGGAGUGUCUUGUGUUGAUAAGUUGUGCAAUUACAGGCUCCACAACAGUCACGAUUUGUUGGUAAAGUACAUCAUUUUCAGUCGCUACGUCCAUUUUACGCCAUCUAAAAUGAUUGGGCAAGUUACGCACUGUGACUCUUUCAUGAUUGUCAUAACUGAAUUGUUGCGCAGCGUGAAAUGUUGAACAAAUUACGCAAUAAAAUGUGCCGCAAGUGGAGUUACGCCAUCGCAUAAAGUUUCAUGAAAUCGGCUGCUGGACACAAUGUUUUAUGCCUUCAAAAGUGAUUAAAAAAAGAACA
Patiria miniata (bat star) is the source of this 3248-nucleotide messenger RNA. It is a transcript of the gene thoc5, whose product is annotated as THO complex subunit 5 homolog. Lineage: Eukaryota; Metazoa; Echinodermata; Asteroidea; Valvatida; Asterinidae. Bases 65 to 2155 code for a protein of 696 amino acids. The transcript has 16 exons. Gene Ontology annotation, cellular component: THO complex part of transcription export complex. Gene Ontology annotation, biological process: positive regulation of DNA-templated transcription, elongation; mRNA export from nucleus. The record is from RefSeq and is a predicted model, not a curated record. Gene Ontology annotation, molecular function: mRNA binding.